UGACAUUUCUUGUUUUCAUCAAAUGAGCAAGGAGGUUGUUAUUUCGUUGGCAAAUUACUUUUAACACAUUUUUUUAUUUUCACAAAAAAUAAUGGACCAUUUUCAAGAGAAAGAAGUUAUUCAAGCAAUUUUAAUUGCCGACAAUAACGUUGAUAAUUUCCGACCACUUACCGAUAAUACAUCUACUGCUCUUCUGCCACUGGUCAAUGUUCCUUUGCUCGACUAUGCAUUGGAAUCACUCAACCAUAGCGGUAUUGAGGAAGUUUUUGUUUUUUCUAGCUAUUUUCUCAACGAUGUCAGGGAGCACAUCAAAAAAGGAAUUGCAUCAUGCUCUUCGUGGUCAGUUGGCAUGACUGUGCGAGUGAUUGGUGGAGAAUCAUGUCGUUCAUUUGGUGAUGCUAUGAGAGACUUGGAUGCUAAAGGAUUAAUACGUGGAAGUUUUGUCAUAAUGGGUGCCGAUACUGUAACAAAUGCAAAUUUAAGGCCAAUUUUCGAUCAACACAAAAAAACAUUAAAAUACGAUAAAGGAGCAGCUGCAACAGUUAUCUUCAAAGAAGCCUCAUCUGUUUGUCGAACUGGCAAUGAAAUAAUGAUUGCCAUGGAUCAACAAAACAAUCGACUUCACUACCAUCAACGUAUAAAAAUGAAUUCCAAAGAAUCACACUUUGGCAUUCCAUUGGAAAUAUUCCUAGCAAACUCUCAAAUAUCAUUGCAUCAUAACUUAAUUGAUCCACAAAUAGCAAUUGGUUCACCAACCAUGCUCUCACUAUUUAGUGAUAAUUUUGAUUUCGAAACUCGAGAUGAUUUUAUCAAAGGUAUUCUUAUCAACGAAGAGCUCUUGGAUUGUCGUAUCUAUGUCUCAAUGCUGCCAAAUGAACAAUACGCUCGUAAGGUUAACAAUUGGCUGGUAUAUCAAAUUGUUAGCAAUGAUGUUAUCAAUCGGUGGGCCUAUCCACUUGUACCUGAUAUGGGCGUAUGUUGUUUGUGGCAGAAUUAUAUAUUCCUGAAGAAUAACAUUUAUAAAAGUCCAACGGCCAGCUUGGCUAAAGUUAUAUUACGAGAAAAUGUGGUUGUCCAAGGGAAUACUGUGAUUGGAGCUGGAUCAGUUUUGCUUUCGAGUGUAGUCGGUUCGAAUUGUCGAAUUGGAAAAGAUUGUAAACUAACUAAUGCAUUUGUGAUGGAUAAUGCAGUGAUUGAAGAUGGAUGUGUACUGAGUUUUUGUGUUGUGGGACCUGGAGCCAAAAUCGGAGCUAAAUCAUCAAUUAUCCUGGGUUCAGUGGUUGGCGAUGGUUGUGUUAUUCCACAAAAGUCGAAUAUAGAAAAAGUUCUUGUUAAAAAAUCUCCUGCGGAAAAUGAUGAAACAGAAAAAAUCGGUGAAAAAGCCUACAUCCUCCAAAACGACACAGAAGAACUCUACGCAUCCGAUUCCGAAGAUGAAUUACCAAUGGAAUCUACAAAAACUGAAAUUCCAAAAAUGAUGAAACUAUCACAUCUCAUAAAUGCAGACGAAAGCGAUUACAAUUCAACAACCAGUGACGAAGAUGAUGAUUCACACCAAGGCUCUCCAAUACCUGAUGAUGCAAAUAUAUUUUUAUCCGAAGUCUUGGACUCUUUGGCACGUGGAAUUCAAGUCAAAUCCAAUCCGGAUUUCUUGAUUCUUGAAAUCAACUCAUCUCGCUAUGCCUACAAUAUGUCUUUAAAGGAAGUAAAUUUCAAUGUUGUCAAAGCGGUAUUCAGUUUAGAUCCAAUUAAAGAGGCAACAACAACAAAUGUCUUGAGUGCCAUCAAUCAGGUAUUGAGUCGCUUGGGUAUGGUUGUUUCAAAUUAUAUAAAAAGCGAUGAUUCGAUGUUGGAUUGUUUGAAGGCAAUUCAGGAAUGCUGUGAAGAACAACCAGCUCUGAGAGCCAAGGUUGCCCAGAUUAUACAUUAUCUGUAUGAUAAGGAAUUUGUUUCUGAAGAAGCUAUUCGCAUGUGGCACAAUGAGUUGGAUGAUGAUUCAGAGUGGUUGAAAGCACCAUUGCAGAAACUGAUAGAAUGGCUAGAUCAAUCCAGUGAAGGCAGCAGUGAAGAAGAAGACGACGAUUGAAUACUUUCUUCCUUUCUUCCUAACUUAAUGAUUCUUUAAUAAAAAAAACUGCCUAUUUGGGGAUAGAAAAAAAAAUAUGUUUAAUUCAAUAGAAAAUUUGAAUAUACAACAAAAGUAAAAUUAAA
Episyrphus balteatus (marmalade hoverfly) is the source of this 2211-nucleotide messenger RNA. RefSeq names its product translation initiation factor eIF-2B subunit epsilon (gene eIF2Bepsilon). Bases 92 to 2086 code for a protein of 664 amino acids. Gene Ontology annotation, biological process: biosynthetic process. Gene Ontology annotation, cellular component: eukaryotic translation initiation factor 2B complex. NCBI's taxonomy places the organism in Eukaryota, Metazoa, Arthropoda, Insecta, Diptera, Syrphidae. The transcript has 7 exons. The record is from RefSeq and is a predicted model, not a curated record. Gene Ontology annotation, molecular function: guanyl-nucleotide exchange factor activity; translation initiation factor activity; translation initiation factor binding.